Phanerochaete carnosa HHB-10118-sp is the source of this 2345-nucleotide messenger RNA. RefSeq lists its product as uncharacterized. The transcript has a single exon. The record is from RefSeq and is a predicted model, not a curated record. The coding region runs from base 120 to 1997 and encodes 625 amino acids. Lineage: Eukaryota; Fungi; Basidiomycota; Agaricomycetes; Polyporales; Phanerochaetaceae.
GCAUGCACACUGCUGCGUGCAUAUAUCUUUACGCUUGCUCUAUGAACUCUCCUUAACGGACUCUAAACACCGGCCCCGCUCUGACUCGGGGCGAACGCCCACACGCCAAACAAUUCGCUAUGACUUCCCAGCCGAUGCGUAGGGGUCACCGCAAGCGAAUCUCUGCCCUGCGGCUCUCCUCAGAUACGACAGUCACUACACUACCAGUCUAUACUUCUCCUCCCUGGCGACGACAAGUCGUGUUAGUGGACGACCCUUCAGACCUUCCGCCCGAGUAUCCAGACAGUGCAGAGGAGGCAGACGAGGACACAGAUACAGAGGAGGACGAGUCGCAGAUACUGUACGCAUCGCACGUUCAUUCGGCACCUUUGACAGCGCCCCCUCGGCGAGCAAGCCAUUUACAAGUCCUUUCUCGCAGCAAGUCACGACGCAGCACAUCGAGCGAUCCAUAUCUCGACUCCUUGCUCGCCCGAAGCGUGCACGCAUUGGAGAUGUCAAAUACCCUCUUGCAGUCCUCCAUGUCUACACGGGCGACCCUCGACAACGUGCUCUCGAGGGGUUCUCAGGAUGAAGCUUCAUUAGAAGCUCAAGCACGUAAUUUGUCUUCGAGGAUCACCAGAGACAACAACUGGCAGGCUGACCUUGAUCAGAUAUCGCAAGGUGUAGCGGGGCUGUUUGAUAACGAAGAGGGGCCAAGUAGACGAAUGGCCUCUGAAGACUCAAUAAGUCAAAGCCUUCCCGCAUCCAGCCCUCUCUCCACCGUCGCGGAAUGCAUGUCAAGAUCACAUCUCAGACGACCUUCGCUAGACAUGCGUAACGCUAGCCUUAACCUCGCAGCUCACCACCGUAACGACCUCGUUGCCCCUCCUCCAAGGGCCAUGACCAUGUACGUAGAUUCCUCAGAAGACCCCUCCUCGAUAACACUGCCGUCCACGCUCGGUCUGCGUUCCUCCCACCACGCUGCUGCUCCACUUCCCGCAGAGAGCUCUCUUGCGAGCUGCCGUCCGCUUCUACUUCACGCAGUAGGGUCUGAAAGCGAUUUACGGAAACGCAGUGCCAUAGACAUCCUCUCGUCAGUUGCUAGCCCUCCAAAAGCAAUAUCUUCAACCACGUCAUCCACCGCUUCGCCUAGCUCAUCGUUCCGGACGAAGAGGUCAGACAGCACAAGCACCACGUGCACUCGUAAGCCCCGCCAGUCGAGAUCGCCCCGUCCAAAACCGCUGUCCAUAUCACCCCUCCGCUCGCCCAGUCGGGACUCUACGGGCCGUUCCCCCUCUUCUGCACGCCGAAAGUGGGUCGCACCGCCAAUUAUCGAGCUACCGUCCACCUCGAGCUCUGAGUCAUCGGACGAGCUGCACGUUGAGCGCACGGUAUCUUACCUUCGCAAUAUCCUCGAGAAUCACCCGUCCCCAGCGUCGUUGGAGAAGCAAAAGCAGAGGGAAGCUGCGAAACCGUCGUUCCUGAAACCGUCUCCGGUUGCUCCUGUUGCGGAUGCUUCCACUGCCACUGCGAGCGUGUCCCGCUUAUUCACGAAGGCCAGACAUACGUCCUCAACCCGGCCGCCGAGCCCCCCGCGGCACUCCGCGCUCAAGGGGAAGAGCGGCAGGUCCGCACCUCCUACUCCGACCUCCCCUACGUCGUCAUUAAGUGGCAGCUGGCUUAACGUCUCGGACGCUAUUGGCAUAGGCGGCUCAGGGCGCUCGACACCGAACCGGGUCUCUUUUAUUGAGCCGCCAGAAGUCAAGCAAGGGGGUAAAGACAAGUCUUCAUUACGGACGAGGUCUCGCUCUCGGUCGAAGGGCAAGGGUAAAGGCAAGGCUGGUGACGGUUACAGCAGCGAUACGCCGGCCGGGUGGUGGAGUUGGAUCAUUGGGCCGGCGCCCAACAGCCCAACUGUGCCUUCGUACGUCAGGCAAGAAGACCGGUUGGUUCGCGGGGCGGGGUGGGCGCCGAGGGCAGGCUUCGGUAGUGGCGGUAUGGAAGAGUGGGGUGUCUGACUCGUAUGUCGACUACCAACUACUCUUUUCCUUACUCAUUUCUUAACUUAGGGUUAACUUAUUACUAUCGUUCCGACGACUCAAGACCUGCUAGAACAUCGCUAUAUCUCGCUUUAUCUGCUUGGGAUUUGCGUUCCCGGGAUCAUCGCUGCCUUAACAGGGACGUCUCAUCUCCCUUGGUAUAUUUGUAUCACUAUCUAUACCUUAUAUUUCCCCAACUACCGUUCAUUCGUUGCUUGCAUAUAUUUCACGCUUUCAUCGAAGACUUUUCAAUGUAGUGUUCUUGUUACACUCCUUCAUACAGUGCUGUAUCUCCCUAGCAAUUUCAUGGCUCACUUCGACUCACAA